Orbicella faveolata is the source of this 1569-nucleotide messenger RNA. RefSeq names its product RING finger and SPRY domain-containing protein 1-like. Gene Ontology annotation, cellular component: cytoplasm. The record is from RefSeq and is a predicted model, not a curated record. NCBI's taxonomy places the organism in Eukaryota, Metazoa, Cnidaria, Anthozoa, Scleractinia, Merulinidae. Gene Ontology annotation, molecular function: ubiquitin-protein transferase activity; protein binding.
CAUAAAACCAAAUCCAAAGUGAUCACUAGCCAAUCACAAAAGGAACACAGACAUUUCAAUGAAACGAUCAAAACUCAAAGUAAAUACACAAUUUAUAUUGGUUUAUGUUUGGUUUUAAUUCUGGUUUUAAUGGAUGUGGUGUGAAUGUUUAAGCUAGUCAUGUAGCAUCUUCAUGUAAAGCCAAUUACUUUUUGUCACUGAAGUGAAAACCGCUUUAUCCAAACAUUUUCGGGGUCAUGAUUUCCUUUGUUUAAACUUGAUGAAUUAUUUGAUACAACUCAUUUGGUAUUUCAGGCAAGGUGUGAUGCAUCAUCAUUUGAAAGUGUGCGUUGUACAUUUUCUGUCUCUUCAGGUGUAUGGUAUUAUGAAGUAAUCCUCCUAACAGCAGGUGUAAUGCAGAUUGGGUGGGCCACAAAAGACAGCAAGUUUCUCAACCAUGAAGGGUAUGGUAUCGGUGAUGAUGAGUUCUCUUAUGCAUAUGAUGGCUGCAGGCAGCUAAUAUGGCAUGGUGCCAGAAGCACACCUCACCAUCACCGCCCGUGGAUACCAGGUGAUGUGCUGGGACUUCUUAUAGAUUUAGAGAGAGGGAAAGUAGCUUUUUCGUUGAAUGGAAAUGCCAUCGAAAGAGAUUUUAAAGCGGCACUUUCAGGAGCUGGAUUCUUCGCUGCUGCAAGUUUUAUGUCUUUUCAGCAUUGCAUUUUCAAUUUUGGAGCUGAUCCCUUCAAGUUUCCUCCGCAGGUAACAUUCCAGAGUUUUAACGAUUUCGCAAACAUGAAAGCGGAAGACAAAGUAAUCUUACCAAGGAAUUUGAAGCUAGCUGCUAUUCGCCAAGAGAGUGUAACCGGUGAUCCGUGUAAAAUAUGUUUUGAACGCGCUGUUGAUACCAGAUUGGAACCCUGUAAUCACCGGGACGUUUGUAUGAGGUGCGCUCUGCAAGUUGAAGACUGUCCCAUGUGCAGGAGGCGCAUUCAAGAUAGGGUCCUCGAGGACCAUAGUGUACCACCCUCGCCCCAGGACACCAGCUGACAGUGGUUUGUUGCUAGGCAAUAGCGAAGGACUGCGAGGCCGGUUAGCAUAGGAACGGGCCACUGCCAUUAACACUGGACCAGGCAAGAUGCGAGAAAACACCAAAGGCUUCAAAAUAUGCUGCUCAUCUCAAAUCCUGGCUGCACUUCCCUACAGCACAACUGAAUUAACGUUGAUUAUGAUAUUAGUCUUACUAAGACUUGGAGAAUUCAUUUCUCCCUCAAUCAUGCCGGAUAAUUUAAAAGCUAAAAUUCUGUAAACAUAGCUUUUUAGUGGUAUCAUUUAAAAUUUUGGCAUGAAUUCUAAUGAAACUAAAGAAUGACAACAAAUUUGUGAUUUGUGUGGAGAACCAUGGACAAAUGUAAUAUGCUUAAAAUUUUUGUUUUUUUAAUUAUCCCGUUCAAAUUUCAGCGUUAAAUGUAUGUUUUUAAAUUCACUUGUAUUGAAUUGCUAAGUGCAAGGAAGAUAUCUAUACAUAGGAGCGGUUUUCGAGAAUCUCAAUGCCUCUUGUCAAUUUAAAAUAAAGUUAAAGUAUUACAUUUA